This is a messenger RNA of Prionailurus viverrinus (fishing cat), 1856 nucleotides long. It is a transcript of the gene CB2H6orf141, whose product is annotated as chromosome B2 C6orf141 homolog. NCBI's taxonomy places the organism in Eukaryota, Metazoa, Chordata, Mammalia, Carnivora, Felidae. The coding region runs from base 49 to 648 and encodes 199 amino acids. The transcript is spliced from 3 exons. The record is from RefSeq and is a predicted model, not a curated record.
CCCAGCUCAGCGGGAGUUUGCCGCGUGAACCGCUGAAAGGGCCGACGGAUGAAUGAGCCUCCCAUCGGGCUGGGGGGCCCCGGGGCUCCGGGGCCCCGCGGGCCUGAGAAUCUCGCGGAUGCUCCCCGCAGCCUGGGGCGCGCCGGGUCCUUUCCGCGAGACGUGGGGCGCGGGGCUCCCCUGGCUCCUGGCUCCCGGAAUCCCGCGGCGACUGCGGGGGCGAGCGGAAGCCGGGGCGGCGCUCCCGAGAACCGCCCGGUGGCGGAGAACCUGGACUGUGAGCCCUGGGUCAGAGAGAAAGUGCUCUUUCUUCUGCACCCAGAAAGAUGGUUGGGGACUCCAGGGGACCCUGCGCGGGAAGAAGCGGCCGGUGAGGAGGACUUCUUCCAGGCGGCCGGAGACGACCGGGAACCCAACUGCCCUUCCCUCUUUGCGGGAAAAAAGGGAAUUUCUGGCAGCCGUGUAGACGCUCCGUUCGGAGCCCCGCCGCAGGACCCCGCAGCCCCGCCCAAGUCCGUGCUCGUGCGGAUCGUGGACUAUCAGGUAACAGAGGAAGUCCUGUGGACCGCCUGGACGCAGGGCUGCAUGACCAGGCGCACGGAGGAGCACUCCAUGACCGCGAUCACGUUUCGCACCAACAGGGAAUGAAGCCGGCUGUGGGGCUCCAGGCCCCCCGAGAACCCCGGGCUCUCUCCCCUUGGGGGGAGGCACCCCGCGUCCACGCUACGGAGAGGUCACUUCGCGGUCCCCGAGGACUUGAUUGCCCGAGGAUAUGAAACAGGAAAGGAGAGCCUGAGGAAUGUUGCGAGCAGGUGGUUGAGCAAUAAUCCUUAAAAGAAAAAUUCUCUCCUGGGAACGCCAGCCGGUAGUUAUCCAACGGGAGGACUUUUUAAAAGACUGAGGCAGCGCUUCUGGGAGGCGGAUGUCACUCCAUACAGAAUGAAGAACAUGUUAGGGAAAAAAAACAAAACUAGGAAAAGAAGAGGGAGAACAGAAGACCCAGCUUUGAAGUGUAUCUAAGAAGACAUGAAGUUGAAGAGGGAAGAUACGGUUACCACAAUCCUAGGACCUCCAAAGAGCUUCACAUUUUCAUCAAUCAAGGUUAAGUCUCAGGAAUUGAGUGCCUUGUUAAUCAAACCAUUUUCCAAGCAACACUGACACAAUGCCAUUAACAACAGAAGCAUUCAUUACUGUUUUGCCUACAAGGGAAUUCAUUAAUCAGAGUAGGAAAACACAUACACAGUAUUAAACCAGUUCUGGGCUGAUCGCGACAAACUGUCAAGAAAAGAUUUUAUAGAGGAACAAAAUUAUUGGUGAUCAUGCCUUCUAAGAAGAAGUGACACUUGAAUGGACCUUUAAAAAUGUCCAGAAUUUGAUUAAAAGAUUGACACAAGCCAGAGACAAAAAGUGUCCCAAAUUUCUAGAAGGAAUAAAAGAAGGUAGACCCUGGAAGCUGAAGAUCAGGGAUCUUGAAUGAACUGUUGUUACUCAAUGUUGAUUUUAAGAGAUGUUAGUGGGAAUUCCAAGAAAAAAAUGUUCCAAGGAUUAGUAAGUGUGAAAACUGAAUUAAAUAAAAUUAAACAGGUUUUUGGUGUUUUUCUCAGAGGCUUUGAUAUCCUAAUAGGCACACCAUGAACCAAAAGAGAGGCCUGUAAUAUGAGCAUUUCUUAAAUUCACUUCACUGACACUGCUUUUUUUGCAUAGAACAUCUACUAAUGUCUCAAAGAACAAGAUUUUGGAGAACAAUAGUGUGAGAAAUGCCUUUUCAAAAAGUUGUUGUAACAUUAAAAUAGCUUAGUAGUAUUUACUAGAUGCCAAUAUUAGUCUACUAAAAAUAAUUAAAGAUGAAACCAUUC